Apis florea (little honeybee) is the source of this 1555-nucleotide messenger RNA. It is a transcript of the gene Nmt, whose product is annotated as N-myristoyl transferase. NCBI's taxonomy places the organism in Eukaryota, Metazoa, Arthropoda, Insecta, Hymenoptera, Apidae. Gene Ontology annotation, molecular function: glycylpeptide N-tetradecanoyltransferase activity. The record is from RefSeq and is a predicted model, not a curated record. Gene Ontology annotation, biological process: N-terminal peptidyl-glycine N-myristoylation. Gene Ontology annotation, cellular component: cytoplasm.
UUUGUUCUCCAUCUAAGUUCUACCAGGCGGAGCCACUAUAUUCAGCACAUGCGCAUUAUCAAAAUCUAUAUUAAAAUGGAGGAAAAGAGUCAAGUUGUGGAACGAGAGGCUAAGAAGGAUGAAAUUCACGAAAAAGAUGGAAAAUCUGCAAGUUCAAAAAAGAGACAUCGCAAAAAGAAGAACAAGAUGGCGCAUGCCACUGGUGAAAAUCACAACCACGUUGGCCACAGAGACGAACAUGAAAUGCAUAGCACGUGUAAUAUUUCAAUAAAAGAUAUACAAAUGGCAAUGGAAGUUUUUAACAUACAACAAAAACCAGCCAAAACUCAAGAAGAGGCUAUGCAAAAACCUUAUCAGUUUUGGAGUACACAGCCAGUACCAAAAAUGGAUGAAAAAAUAAUUAAAAAUGAACCUAUCGAAUCCGACAAAACAUCUAUCAGGGCAGAACCUUACUCAUUACCAGCAGAUUUUCAAUGGGAUACAUUAAAUCUUGAUGAUCCAUUAGUUCUAUGUGAAUUGUAUACUUUAUUAUCCGAAAAUUAUGUGGAAGAUGAUGAUGCUAUGUUUAGAUUUGAUUAUCCUCCAAAUUUUUUAAAAUGGGCAUUGCAAUCUCCUGGAUGGUGCAAAGAAUGGCAUUGUGGGGUACGGGUGACUAAAACUAGACGUUUAGUUGGUUUCAUUUCUGCUAUUCCAGCUACUCUACGUGUUUAUAACCACACCCAAAAGAUGGUGGAAAUAAAUUUCUUGUGUGUACACAAAAAACUGAGGUCAAAACGAGUUGCGCCCGUAUUAAUACGCGAAAUAACUAGGAGAGUUAAUCUUCAAGGUAUAUUUCAGGCUGUGUAUACUGCUGGUGUUGUACUGCCAAAACCAAUAGCUACUUGUAGGUAUUGGCAUCGUUCUCUCAAUCCAAAGAAAUUAAUCGAAGUAAAGUUUUCGCACUUAUCUCGCAAUAUGACUAUGCAGAGAACUUUAAAAUUAUUCAAACUGCCAGAAAAUACAAAAGUACCAGGAUUUAGAAAAUUGGUUGAAGCAGAUAUACCUCAAGCUCAUAAAAUAUUAACCGAAUAUUUGGAGAAAUUCGAUUUGGCCCCAAUCUUCUCGAUCGAGGAGUUUCGGCAUUGGUUCCUUCCGCAAUACGGGAUUAUUAAUAGUUUCGUAGUAGAAAAUGAGGGUAAAAUCACCGAUAUGGUUAGUUAUUAUACGUUACCGAGCUCCAUAAUGCAUCAUCAAACACACAAGACGCUUAGGGCCGCGUAUAGUUUUUACAACGUGUCCACGGCGACUCCUUGGAUCGAUCUUAUGACGGAUGCACUGAUAUCGGCUCGUAAUCUCGAUUUCGACGUGUUUAACGCAUUAGAUCUAAUGGACAACAAAGAAUUUUUAGAACCGUUAAAGUUUGGUAUAGGCGAUGGAAAUCUACAAUAUUAUUUAUAUAAUUGGCGUUGUCCUAGUAUGACACCUGGAAAAAUUGGUUUGGUGCUUCAAUAAAAUUCUAGCUCAGCAAGUUUGUUGUGUAGAAAAAAAAUUUUCGCACGUGCAAGCUUAAAAAAAA